UAUGGAAGAAGAAAUACAGAUUUCAUUACAACAAAAUAUUAAAAAUUCAAUUUCGAAGAAAUGAUUCCAGAACAAUGGGCGCCUCCAUGCAACUCUCAAUGCACCCACAAAUACGCUUCUCUCGUUCAAAUUCCAUGGAGAGUAUUCUGCAAAAAGGGAUGUGAUGCUGAUGGUGACACAUGGGACGAAUGUGUGGGAGAGUGCGACGAGAUAUGCUACAAAGACCCUGUCCUCAAGGACAAGCAGUGGAGCGCCUAUAUUGAUCGUUCCCCUGGUUCUGUCACCUACUCAGAGGAAUGCUUUCGUGCUUGCGUAUCUGGCUGCAGUUACAAGUUCGAUGUUCCUGAAGAGAAACUCAAAGAAGUUCAUGCAAGACCAACAAAGCCUCCACCGAUGCCACCUGCUGCUGAGUCCAGACCCACUCCCGUAUCCAUUCGUGUAGGAGAUGAGGUUUUGAGCACUUCUGCAUAAGCAUAACUGGACAACAAUGCUGUUUUGAUUCUUCACUGGAAAUAUCUCAACAAGGCGUCAGACAUUAAAAGUAACAUUGCUUAGGUCAAAUUUGUGGCCUUGCAGCCUUGUUGAAGUUAGUAGUUAGGUUGAACAGUUUCGCAAUUUUCUGGGAAUAUUUAUGAUGAUGACAAGUUUUAGGGCUAA
Salvia hispanica is the source of this 657-nucleotide messenger RNA. RefSeq lists its product as uncharacterized. NCBI's taxonomy places the organism in Eukaryota, Viridiplantae, Streptophyta, Magnoliopsida, Lamiales, Lamiaceae. The record is from RefSeq and is a predicted model, not a curated record.